Molecule: messenger RNA, 1272 nt
Organism: Saccharomyces mikatae IFO 1815
Lineage: Eukaryota; Fungi; Ascomycota; Saccharomycetes; Saccharomycetales; Saccharomycetaceae
Gene: MLO50
Product: Mlo50p
Exons: 1
Coding region: 1-1272 (423 amino acids)
Source: RefSeq, a predicted model, not a curated record
AUGCAUGGGUACGUACCUCCUAGUCAGCGGCUAUUCCACACUAGGCAUAGGAUAACAAGAGAAGAUUUGAAAGAAGAGCCCUUACGUGUUGGGACCACGGAUUGGACGACAAUUCUGGACACGACGAUAGAUAAGGACACCAAUCUGAUCAGUUACGCUGUCCCCAUAAUAGAUAACUUUUCUAUUCCUCGAGCAAACUCUCAAGAGUGUGCCGCAGCUCUCACGCCAAAUAAUCGAUCGACAAUAUAUUCCUCUUCUUCUUCUUCUGCGUCUUCUGUGUUUUCGGAUGGUUUGUUUACCGCGAAUACCAACAGAAACUCAUCAGGAUCAUCUUCGUUAGUGAUCAAACCACAAAAGAAUCUGAGUGUAGAUUCACUGAUUCAGGAAAACAAGAGGAAAAUAAAUAAUGAAAAAGAGUCAUUAUCAUUAAUUUCCAGUAAUAAAAAUGAAACCUUGUGUAGUAGUACGGAUCCGUCCAUACAAAAUCUGAUCAGGUCACAAACAAAGAGAAACAUUUUAAAUUUGAAGUUUCAAAAUAGGAAUUUAUUUAGAAGAGAAUUAAGAUUAGAGAAGUUUUGGAGUAAUUUGAGAAGUCACCAUACGUCUGAUGAUGAUAGCGAUCUGCUACUAGUGAUAAAGAAGCAUAAUUUGUAUUGGUUUGGAAUACCGAAUGAUUUUCGUCUUCCUAUAUACAAGAGAUGUUUGUAUCAUUAUAGCGAACUAGACGAGGCCGCAUCUUUCAACCAGUACGCUAAAAACUCACUGUAUUUAGCGAUAAGAAAAUGCUGCAAUAAUGAAGAGCAGGAGACUUUAUCUCGGGCCAUCUUUAUCAAUUUAACGAAAAGCGUUACUUGGUUGAACAGUCGUUUUGAUGACAAUAAGAACAAUAGGGGCGGUUAUGCAGUUACUGAAGGAAAAUUCUACCAGGACUUUCCCAACUUAUUCUAUCACUUGAAGGACAAAUUAAAACUGAACGUUAUAGUGGACUUUAUCAAGCCUGUAAUAAGAAACUUUAUAGUCAAUACACUAAACAAGCACAAAUUGGAUGGUAUUGGCCUAGAACUCCUAGAUAUUCUAAUAGUUAUUGCUUACUAUGGUUCCGACAAAAUCAAUGCUUUCUUAAUGGAUACAUUUAUGCUAAACUUGUUGAAACAGUGUCAUUACAAGUUUUUUGUCAGUAAUAUAUCUGAGAUGGUUAUUCAGAUUUCAAGGAUCGAUUGCGACCUUGUCAUUUUGUUGGAAGAUCUACGAUCACAGGUUUAUUUAGAUUGA